Messenger RNA from Naegleria lovaniensis, 1773 nucleotides. RefSeq lists its product as uncharacterized. Gene Ontology annotation, molecular function: protein binding. NCBI's taxonomy places the organism in Eukaryota, Heterolobosea, Eutetramitea, Acrasida, Naegleriidae. Gene Ontology annotation, cellular component: precatalytic spliceosome. The transcript has a single exon. Gene Ontology annotation, biological process: mRNA splicing, via spliceosome. The coding region runs from base 1 to 1773 and encodes 590 amino acids. The record is from RefSeq and is a predicted model, not a curated record.
AUGAAGCAAUCAAGCAAGAUGAUUUUUGUGCCCAAACCGACGGCAACCAAGACAGAUCCGAGUGCAUCACGUGCUACGGCUGCUACUACGGAGGAAGAACCAACCAUACCAGUGGAUAGUAGAGAUGUUAUUAAAUUAAUGAUGCAAUUUUGUAUGGAAAAUAAUUUAAUGGAGACUUUCCGAGCACUAAGCCAAGAAACCGGAAUUUCCUGUAAUACCAUGUUGCCUCAUGCACGAAGGAAAUUCAUUUCAUUUAUUGAGAAGGGAAUGUGGUCCCAAGUAUUAGAAUUUUUACAACAACCCUAUUUAACCUUUUCCAAAUCUCUGUUAUUUAAAUUAUAUGAACAAAUUAUUUUGGAAUUGAUUGAAUUAAAUGAAGACCAAGUGGCAAGAUAUUUAUUUACAAAUGUGAAAAUAAUUUCUCAUGACCUUAGCGUAGAGGAACCAUCAAGGUAUAAGAAAUUGGAACAUGUGAUUUCUACUUCAAAACAUUUUGAUGCAUUGAUUGCUUAUGACGGUAAAAGGAAAGAAGAUAUCCGAAUGGAAAUUUCUUCAUUGUUUCAACAAGAAAUUGCUGAUGUACCAGCCAGCUCUCUUUUAAACAUUAUCGGAAAUGCCAUAGAAUUUCAACGUGCACGACAAGGAGAAGAUUUUGAUCCUAACACAUUUGCCUUGUUAGAUCAUACUAUGAAGAAAAUUAAAAAGACAGCACGAGUUGCUAAAAAAGAGGAAGCAGUACCAUUGGAAGAAAAUACACAAGUUUCGCAAGAUACUUCUGGAAAUGACUUAAUAUUGCUUGAGAAGCCAUACAAAAUGAUCAAAUUUGGAAAAACCACCAAAGUUAAUUGUUGUCAUUUCAUUACAGAUUAUUUCAUUGUUGGAACCACUGAUGGAUUUGUUGAAAUCUAUGAUUACCUGACUGGAAAGUUGAACAAGGAACUGGCUUUUCAAGCUAGUAAUGAUCUCAUUGUUCAUGAAGACUCUGUCACAUGCUUCAACACCAAGUUACAACCUAGUGGAAUUUUGCUGGCAUCUGCAUCGUUGGACAAGACCAUCCGAAUAUGGAACAUGUUGACAGGAAAGUGCUUAUUGAAAAUUCCAACAGCGACUGCUGCAACAUGUAUUUGUUUCUCAGAUUAUGACAACACCAUCAUCUCGGGUUAUCCAAACGGCUCCAUUAAGGUACAUGGAUUGACUUCUGGAGGAGUUGAAUUGAAAGAUUUAGGAGGUCAUAGAUCAUUUAUCAAUUCAAUUCUUCAACUGAGUAGUGAAAAGUUAUUGUCAUGCAGUAGUGAUGGAUCCAUUCGGCUGUGGAAUUUAAAAUCUCAAGUGUGUGAACGGGUUUACACCAUUCACUCCAUGAAACGAGGAUUGGAUGAUUCAGAAACUCAUACCAAUGUGGACCUUCCCAUUCAUAGCAUUGCAUUCUACCCAACCUCUCAGGAUCACUUGAUUGUGUGUUAUCAAUCUCAUUACUUGAUUGUGUUGGAUUUGAAAUCUGGAAAGGAAACAUUUAAAUUUGUAGCGCCGAAAGAAGGGGAUGCCUUUGUGAGUGUCAGGGUGCACGGUCAGUAUCUGUACGGAGUGACGGUGACCAAUAAGUAUUGUCUCUAUCAAAUACCAGCACAACCAUCUGAAACGAUUGAAGAAGUGACAGCUCUACGAGUGGACACCAUUCAACAACACAAGAAACCAGUGAAUGGAAUUUUAAAACAUCCCUCUGAAUCGAUUCUUGCAACCUAUUCAUCGGAUGUGGUGUGUCUGUGGAAAUAA